This is a messenger RNA of Aspergillus wentii DTO 134E9, 753 nucleotides long. Its product is annotated as oxidoreductase, short-chain dehydrogenase/reductase family. The record is from RefSeq and is a predicted model, not a curated record. NCBI's taxonomy places the organism in Eukaryota, Fungi, Ascomycota, Eurotiomycetes, Eurotiales, Aspergillaceae. The transcript has 3 exons. The coding region runs from base 1 to 753 and encodes 250 amino acids.
AUGCCAGGACGCUUAGAAGGCAAGGUUGCUAUUAUCACCGGGGCAGGCUCGGGAUUCGGAUACGGCAUCGCAAAGAAGUUUGUCGAAGAGGGCGCUCAGGUGGUCAUCGCAGAGCUGUCGACAGAUAACGGUGAGAAGGCCGCAGCAGAAUUGAACGGCAAAUUCGUCUUGACGGAUGUGACGAAGAGAGAGUCCUGGCAGGCACUACUUCAGACCACACUGGACACAUACGGGAAGCUCGAUAUCGUUGUGAACAAUGCCGGUGCAACAUACCACAACAAGCCCACUGCCGAUGUCACCGACAUCGAUUUCGACUUGUGCAUGAAUGUCAAUAUAAAAUCUAUCUACCUUUCUACGAGCGUUAUCAUCCCCUACUUCACUGAGAAUAAUCGUCCUGGCUCGUUCAUCCAAAUCUCUUCCACUGCUGCCCUCCGUCCUAGACCUGGCUUGACCUGGUACAAUGCUUCCAAAGCAGCUGUGAGCAACGCAACUAAGACGUUGGCCGUGGAGUAUGGGCCUAAGAAUAUUCGAUUCAACUGUGUUUGUCCAGUGGUUGGUAGUACAGGAAUGACACAUUUAUUCCUUGGAAAGCCGGAUACAGAAGAGAAUCGAGCAGCAUUCGUCUCCACCGUGCCACUUGGUCGACCCAGCACCCCGGCCGAUGUGGCCAAUGCUUGCAGCUAUCUUGCGAGUGAUGAAGCAAACUUUAUUACCGGUGUCAAUCUGGAGGUUGAUGGAGGUCGCUGCGUUUGA